Messenger RNA from Pectinophora gossypiella (pink bollworm), 1710 nucleotides. Its product is annotated as fatty acyl-CoA reductase wat-like. The record is from RefSeq and is a predicted model, not a curated record. Gene Ontology annotation, molecular function: alcohol-forming very long-chain fatty acyl-CoA reductase (NADP+) activity. Lineage: Eukaryota; Metazoa; Arthropoda; Insecta; Lepidoptera; Gelechiidae. Gene Ontology annotation, biological process: long-chain fatty-acyl-CoA metabolic process. Gene Ontology annotation, cellular component: peroxisome. The transcript has 11 exons. Bases 109 to 1710 code for a protein of 533 amino acids.
GUUAAAUAGAGUUCACAUAUUCUUUUGUUUGUAAGGUACGUCGUGUGGUGUUACAAUAGUUCAUGUGGUGUAUAUCAAAACAAGAAGAAUGAAGUAGAAUGAUACACAAUGGAUCCAGCAUUAGCCCUGGAGGCGGCGGAGAUGGCGCGUCACCGCAUGGUCAACGAGACGAUCGCACGCGGAGACUCGCGCAUACAGCAGUUCUACUCCGGCGCAGUCAUCUUUAUCACCGGCGGCUCCGGUUUCUUGGGGAAGCAGCUCAUUGAGAAACUAUUCAGAUCGUGUAACAUAGAGAGAGUCUACAUGUUGCUGCGACCGAAGAAGAAAAAGACCAUUGAGGAGCGAAUGAAGCAGAUAAUUGAAGACCCGGUAUACGAACAGUUACGUAAGAUGCAGUCAAAUUAUUCAGAGAAGAUUAUUCCAGUGCUGGGUGAUAUCACAGAAGUGGGUCUGGGUAUCAGCAAGGAAGAUUGGAAAACCAUUACUGAAGAGGUGACGGUGAUAUUCCACGGGGCUGCAACUAUCAACUUCGUGGAGCCCAUCAAAGUGGCUACUCUGACCAAUGUACGUGGUACGCGAGAAAUGUUGCUAUUGGGAAAGGCCUGUAAGAAACUUAAGUCCUACGUCCACAUUUCGACGGCGUACGCGCAUGCUACGUAUCAACGAAUCAAGCAGCCGGUUUUGGAGCAGUUCUACGAAGCCCCGAUAGCACCUGAUACAUUGAUCAGCUUAGCUGAAAGCUUUGAAUCAGAGAAACUAGAUGCUAUGACUCCAAAUCUGAUCAAGAAUUGGCCGAACACUUACGCGUUCACGAAGGCUGUUGCUGAGGAGUUGGUGAGGACCAUGUCAGGAGAUUUGCCGAUCUGCAUCGUGCGACCUGCUAUUGUAAUAAGCGCGUGCAGAGAACCCUCUCCAGGAUGGAUUGAUAAGAGCUGCGCGUUCGGACCUACUGGGUUUAUUUUAGGCGCAGGUAUAGGUAUAAUGCACACGUGCUAUUGCGAUGAGGAUAUCCAUUUAGACCUGAUACCUGUGGACUUAGUGAACAACGCAACGAUCGCAGCUGCGCAUCAGACCGUUGUGAGGAGAGAAAGGGGGGACUCUGAUAUCAAGAUAUACACAGUCACGGGCACCAGAAACCCUAUGAUAUUCGGCCACAUGCGCAGGAUUAUGGACUAUGACGCUCGUUAUCUAGGAACUGAUAAAUCUGUAUGGUAUAAUUUUAGUUUCAACACCAACAACGAAUUUAUAUUUUACACAUUAACCUGGCUAUUCCACUAUAUACCGGGGUACUUAGUCGAUUUUGUCCUUCGGAUUAUGGGGAAACGGCCUAUGCUAAUCAGGUUAUUUGAGAAAGUGUACAAGCUGAACAGUGUCCUCGGGUAUUUUAUGACAAACGACUGGAAAUUUGGAGAUUCGAACCUUGUAGACAUGUAUUGGAGUCUAUCUCCUGCGGAUAGAAUAAUAUACGAUUGUAAUUUGGCUACGAUUGAUUGGAAAAAAUAUAUUCUUCUUUGGACCUUAGGCGCUCGAAAAUAUAUCGUAAAAGACGGCAUCAACAAGACUGCGUAUGCUAUGAAGAAACAGUUUUGGCUUAAAAUACUUAACUUUAUAGUGCUGCCUUUAUAUUUUUAUUCCUUAUUUAAAAUUAUAUUCUUUGCAGUUUCUAUUGUAUUCUAUUCAUUAUAUUCUGUAUACAGCUGGUUUAUAUAG